Aspergillus glaucus CBS 516.65 is the source of this 782-nucleotide messenger RNA. RefSeq lists its product as uncharacterized. The transcript has a single exon. The record is from RefSeq and is a predicted model, not a curated record. Lineage: Eukaryota; Fungi; Ascomycota; Eurotiomycetes; Eurotiales; Aspergillaceae. Bases 289 to 738 code for a protein of 149 amino acids.
CUAAACUAGUGUAGCCAUCGACGAGAAUAUCGAAUCUGGGGAGAAGAAGAAAGAGGAAAUCUAUCUAGAAGACGAAGGGGUCUUAUAGGCGUUUGUGUAAUCUCACUAAUGUUUCGUUUGUCUUCAUUGCACGGUUGGCGUUGUUUGGCGUGUUGAUGUCGUUUGUCUAUAUCGGCGUCAGUGCAACGUUGGGCCGUCACAGUUGGUGUUGAAGACCUAUUCAGCACUGCUUGAGAUGUUUGCUACUAUUGUCACAACUGGCUUGCCCUUGAGACAAUCGAGGCCAUUAUGAUUCAAUUGUCAUCUGACCGUUUCGAACUGAAACAAGGUUAUAAGGUUCUGGAGGAUGAACUGGAUGCCAAGCAAAAUCCGAAUGAAGUUGGAUAUGAUGAGGACUCAGGUGCUGAGAUUGAUGCUCAUUAUAUCAGUGAUAUUGAUGAUUGUGAUGGCUUCGAGGAUGAGACUGGGGAGGCUGACGAGGAGGAGGUUGAGCCCAGUCUUCUUCCAGUCAACUGCAAGCAGGUCCUUCCACCUGCCAAUCUGGAGUUGCAAUUCCGCAACCACAAGCAAGUUCUUCCACCUAUCAACCUGAAAUUGCAAUUCUGUGACCACAAGCAAGUUCUUCCACCCACCAACCUAAAGUUGCAAUUUCAGAACAAGGUUCUUCUGGCCGUCCACGUUGUGUUGUAUAUGAACCAGGACGGUUUCAUCGACUUGAUAAUGAGCUGUAAUUUGUAAUUUGGAGUUUUGUUGUUCAGUUUCUCUGUUAUGAAGGGAUUUUC